This is a messenger RNA of Ipomoea triloba (trilobed morning glory), 1033 nucleotides long. RefSeq names its product NDR1/HIN1-like protein 12. Lineage: Eukaryota; Viridiplantae; Streptophyta; Magnoliopsida; Solanales; Convolvulaceae. Gene Ontology annotation, cellular component: plasma membrane. The record is from RefSeq and is a predicted model, not a curated record. Bases 166 to 762 code for a protein of 198 amino acids. The transcript has a single exon.
GCUUUGUGCAUGGGAAAAGAAGAUACCGUGUAACCUUUCCCACCGAAUGGAGCUAAGUACCUCAUUCUCAUCAAAUUCAAUUCGAUCAUAAACUGUACUAAACCACACUAAGCUACCAAAUCAUACUAAACACCCAAUUCCAGCGAUUAUAUUCUCCGGCCGGCGAUGAAAAAGCCGACGCUGGGUCCCCGGCGGCGCACCAACCCGUUGGUAUGGUGUCUGGCCAUAAUCUGCGCCGUCCUGACAAUCGUCGUCAUCCUCACCGGAAUCGUGGUGUUCAUCGGCUACAUGGUGGCGCGUCCAAAAGUGCCGCAAAUGAGCGUGGCCAACGCGCACAUCGACACGCUCUACUACGACAUGGUGAGCCUCCUGACCGUUAAGAUCUCCAUCGUGAUCAAGGCGGAGAACGACAACGCGAAGGCCCGCGCGUACUUCUACAAGACCAGCUACGCGCUGAGCUUCCACGGCGUCAAAGUCGCGUACCUCAACGCCGACCCGUUCGAGGUGCCCCGGAACAGCUCCACGGAGCUGUAUUACCAGGUGGAGUCGUCGCCGAUCCCGCUGACGCCGGAGGAAGGGGAGAGGGUCGAAGCCGGGCUGAAGAACAGCAACGUGACGUUCGAGCUGAAAGGGAACACGCGCACGCGGUGGCGCGUUUGGGUCAUCGGUUCUGUCAGAUUUUGGUUGCACCUUGAUUGCAGACUUAAGCUUCCCGUUGAUGGAACCACCAUUUACCCAAAGUGCAACACUAAGUCUAGGUAGAUUAUUAUAUUAUAUAUAUUUCUUCAUUUUUGAUCUCCACUUCUCAUGGAUGGACCGGAGAAAUUAAUAAAUAUUGCACCAUAUAUUUUCUUGAUUUUUUUUUCUUCUUAUUUUUGUUGAAUUGGAACUUAAUUAUUGGAGUGUACAAUAUAAAUGGUGAUGUUUUUGUAACCAGCAUUAUAUUGCUGCAGUUCUGUUGCUUCUAAUGUAUAUCAAAUUCUUGAGUGUAAAAUAGCGGUGAGCCGGUAACUGAGUCAAGCUAUUCGGUUUG